Messenger RNA from Babesia bovis T2Bo, 2239 nucleotides. RefSeq names its product bromodomain/ankyrin repeat containing protein. Bases 402 to 2123 code for a protein of 573 amino acids. The transcript has a single exon. NCBI's taxonomy places the organism in Eukaryota, Apicomplexa, Aconoidasida, Piroplasmida, Babesiidae. Gene Ontology annotation, cellular component: cytoplasm; nucleus. The record is from RefSeq and is a predicted model, not a curated record. Gene Ontology annotation, molecular function: protein binding.
AAGAAAACAGAAACAAUAAUAUAUCAUGCUAUAUUAUUAAAGUAAUACAAUUAUAUUGCACUCAACGUAUUGUGUUAGUUAAAUGAAAGAGCAGAAGUAGUAUAUCUAUAUUAGCUAUUGAUCAAUAUGCUAUUAUUGAAUAAUUGAUAGACGAGCGUUUUAUAUUGUUGUUUAUUUGUAUAUAAUAUUUUUGGCGGUACAACAUUGUAUGUAAGUAUUGACGUUGGGUUUUUUGCUGAUGGUUAGUUCCAUCAUCAUUUAAAUACUCCUGAAUGGUAAAACGGCUCAUAGUCAUGUUUGAACUAAUGUGUCGACGAACAACAUAAUUUGUGGAUUGAUUCAAAUCAAUUGUGUAUCGAAUCUUAAUAUUGUCUACUUCACGGCGACAUUUGUUAUCAACGAUGACAACAAUUUAUGCUGAAUCCUAUCUGAAUAGCCCAUUGGUGCAAGCAUUGGGGGUGAGUGGUACAUCAGCUGUACGGGAAGUGUUAGAACGUGAUUUUGGGGAAUAUACAGCAACCAAUAUAGAGGCUAAUCCACAUCUUGUUGAUAGCGAUGAUUAUGCAGCGAAAAGAAAAAGUUUAAUAGAUCCAAAUACACAUAUUACACCCUUAUGUCAACUUUCGAGAAAAUCUGAAAAUGAAGCAAUUGAAAUCGCAAAGAUGCUGGUGCUUGAGUAUAAACUCAUUGAUGCAAAUCAUAUUGAUUUGAUGGGACAAACAGCACUUUUCUACGGAGCUAGGGAUGGGUGGACGAACUUCUGUGAAUUGCUCGCUCAAAAUGGAUGCGAUCCUAACCAUCAAGACAGAUUGGGCCAGACAUGUCUAUUCUAUGCAUCCAGAGAGGGUCAUCAUGAAACAUUAGAAGCACUUAUCGCACACAAGGCUGAUGUCAAUCUAUUAGACACAAAUAAACAAAACUGUCUAUUUUACGCCGCAAGGGAUGGUCGUUUGGAAGCAGCUAAGGUUUUAAUUAAGCACGGUAUAAACCACAACUUGAAGGAUGCCCAAAGGAGGCAAGCAAUUACGUUCGCUAAGCUCAAAAACCAAACAGAAAUUGUAAACCUUUUAAAGAGUCUCUCAAAAUCAUCAUCUCAGCCAGCUAAACGUUCGCUGAGCGAACGCUUAGACGUAGAUGGCUUAUUAAAUAGUUCUAGCGUAUUAGAUGAAAAAAAGACAGGUGUACCGGUUAUACCGAAGGAAGGUGGGAAACCUAGGAAGUACAGGUUGCAAUUUCGACCGUUUGAUGACGAUACAAAUCUGUGGGUAGAUGCUCCUCUCAUUAAAAUUAGGGAAUUUGAAAUGAGAUUUCCAGAAUUGGCUACAUGGGAUAAGGAUGCUCCAUUUGCACCUGUAGCAACUCUUAGGAACCCAUUGAUUAAACAAUGGCAUCAGGUUGGUAUGAGUUUGCUAUCUUCUAUGUCGAAACAAAAGGGUGGUUAUGUCUUCGAACGACCGGUGGAUCCAAAGAAACAAAACUGUCCAGACUAUUUCGAUAUUGUGGAAAAGCCAAUGUCAUUUUCUUGCAUCAAGGCAAAAAUUAGACGUAAUGCAUAUACCAAGCCACAAGAAUUCCUUGAUGAUUGCCAACUGGUUUUUGACAAUUGCUUCAAAUACAAUAAGCCUGAUACAUGGAUUGCACAAAUCGGUCGUACAAUAGAGGCGUUUUUCAAAAAUCAAGUUAAGGAGGUCGGUUUUGAAUCGUUCAUACAUAAACAUUCGUUAAUGGAUACGCUUAUGGAUAAAGCAAAGAUAUAUGUUGAAGCUAAUGACAAAGAGCCCAACGAUGCUUCAGCAACUGUACAAUCUUUCCCAGAGGAUCUUAUAUCCGACGCUACUAGUGAUUUCCCUGCUAAUGCGGAUGGUAAUCGUAACAACAACAAGGGAGAUCAUGUAGAUAAAAAAGAUACGUCAGAAUUCUGCAAGAUGGAAGAAAAUUCUGUUGGGCAUCCUCCCGUCGACUCCAAUAAUCUUAAUGAGGAUGGAACAACAAAUCAUAUGAAGCAAGAAAAUGGAAGCCAAACUAAUAUUACUGAUUCCAGUGUGAAAGCCGAAUCGAAGAAGAAAAUGCAGGAGUCUGAAAUGAUUUCAAACACGGAUGAGAAGGGUGGUGAUGACUCUUAACGACACAAACAUUAUUGAAUUCAUGAUGUUGCAGCGCACAUUAGUUCAAUCAUAUGUCACAAUAGACCAUUACAUCACAAUGACAUGAAUAUAACAUUUAAUCUAUGCUGAUUGCU